Actinia tenebrosa (Australian red waratah sea anemone) is the source of this 2001-nucleotide messenger RNA. RefSeq lists its product as uncharacterized. NCBI's taxonomy places the organism in Eukaryota, Metazoa, Cnidaria, Anthozoa, Actiniaria, Actiniidae. The record is from RefSeq and is a predicted model, not a curated record.
AUGAAUACCAAUAACCUGGAGAAGAUGAUGUCACGCUUACCAAAAUGGAUUCAAGCUAAGUUCGUCGAACACUUGAGUAAGCUUGAACGAAAGGGACAAACGUUACCAUCCUUUAAGGACGUCGUGGAGUUCUUACGAGAUAGAGCUGACAUCGUCAAUCAUCCAUUUCUUGCAAGGCCAACUGUCGAAGGCACGUCGCCCCAAGGGAAAUCGUCGAACACGAGGUUCAAGCCUACUACGCUAAAGCCUUCAACUUAUGCAAUCGCUGCAACAAGUAAGGAUCCGGCAUGUGAGUUAUGCUCAAAUUCCCAUCGUCUGUAUCAUUGUGAUGCAUUCAAGUCUAAGUCUAUUAAGGAAAGAAAUGACUUUGUGAAGAGUAAGCAUCUCUGCUUCAACUGUCUGAGCUCAACUAACCACAACGCUAAAACCUGCAAGUCCCAGACCAGAUGUCGAGCUUCUGGUUGUGGCAAGCCUCAUCACACUAUGCCACACUUCGAUGAAUGCUUAACGACUCAAGUCAAGCGUCCGCCAUCGCAGGCGACGAACGCGAGCGGACGAACUACACUAGAACCCGUUCAAGAAGUAAACGUCUCACCUGGUAAUUCACACACAAUUUCGAGUGACGUCAACGCGACCUCAACACGUGAAACGAGAGAAGUCCUGCUACAAGUGGUACCAGUGAAGGUGAUAAGCAACGAAAGACACUCGCUAACUACAUACGCACUACUAGAAUCUGGGUCAGAUAUCACGAUGAUUGACCCAUCACUUGCCAUGCUUCUGGGGUUAAGAGGAAGACCCAGUAAGCUUCGUUUCAAUACCGCAAGCGAUUGCAAUGCCGAACAAAGUGGAGUAAAGGUUGAUUUCAAGCUAGCCUCAGUAAGUGGCAAUGAUGAGACUCAGGUGUACGUCAAAUCAGCCUGGGCCACCAAGGAACUUACAAUCCUCCUUAAACAUAACAAGGUGCUAAAUUCCACUGAUCAAUGGCCGCACUUACGUGAAGUCCCAUUUCCUACCGUAGAGAGACAGAGGAUAUCAGUCCUGAUCGGAACCAAUGUGCAAGAAGCGUUCGUACCGGUGGAAGUGACAAGAAGAAACAGAGAUGAGCCCGUCGCCAUACGAUCAUGCCUUGGAUGGAGUGUCCUUGGCGGUAGCUUUACACGAGGUACAAGUGAACCAGCGAAUCUCAAUUAUAUACRUAAGGAGGACGUUACGCUGAAUGAACAACUGGAAGAGUUCUGGAAGGUCGAGUCAUACGGGUCCCAUAAAACGGAAGCGAAACCAUUGUCAGUUGAGGAUCAAAGGGCCAUGAAGAUUAUAGAUGACACUAUAUGUAAGGUGGGCAGUAACUACAGGAUGGGACUGCUAUGGAAGACGCCAAACCCUGAUCUCCCUAACAACCGCAAACUAGCUGAAGCAAGAUUGAGCAAUCUGAAGACACGGCUACAACGCGAUCCCGAGUUGCUGAUAAAGUACAGAAACGUGAUGGAGAACUACAUAGCUAAGGGUUACGCUUCAAAGUUAUCGAGAGAGGAAGCAGAGAACACWGGAUCUWAAACAUGGUACUUACCUCAUCAUCCGGUUUACAACCCAAACAAACCCGGAAAGAUCCGCGUUGUAUUCGGCGCGGCUGCGAAGUUCAGCGGUACGUCUCUAAAUGAUAACCUUCUCCAAGGUCCGAGUCUUAUCAAUGACUUGUCCGGAGUCCUGCUUCGAUUCCGUGAGGAACACUCCGCCUUCACAGCGGAUAUCGAGGCAAUGUUUUACCAAAUCAAGGUGGUUUCGAGUGAUACAGAAGCUCUCAGAUUCUUAUGGUGGUCAACCAACUUGGACGAUCGACCCGAGGAAUACAAGAUGACGGUGCAUAUCUUCGGAGCGAAGUCUUCCCCCUGUUGUGCCAGCAAGGCUUUGAGAGUGACGGCAGCGGACAACGCAGACAACUACGACCCUGACGUCAUCCGUACAGUCGAACGCAACUUUUACGUCGACGACGUAUUAAAGUAA